AUGAACUUUCGCGAUUUCCUUUUCACUUCAGAGACGAAGGAAUCUGUUCGCAACACUUAUCUCACUUAGACACACCUCACUUCAAUCUUCUCUCACUUAGUUCAUUCUUUCACGUCUUUUCAGUCCCGCUGGUGCUCGAACCGGCUGCAGCACAGCGCUGCCUAAUUUCUCUUCUUCCUGUCCUUUCUCUGUCGUCGGCGCACACCAUCAUCUGCAAACAGCAUCAUGGAUUCAACCGCUCGCAAGAAAGAAAGUUCGUUCCGGAACCAGGAAAGACGCGGUGGUGAAGGAACAAUGAAGCCUUCGUCCAUCAACGAUUUGAGCGAGUCGAGUUUCUCAUUCAAGAAUCACGUUGCUGCCUCCUCGUCAGAAGACUUCAUACUUGACAUUACUAGAUACAUUCCUGUCGGUUGUUUGCGAGUCGACAGAGGAGAAUGUGACAUACCUGCAGUGGACUGGAGCUCAUGCCGCGGCUGGGCUGCCUUUCCACAUGAAAAAGAUAUCUCAAGCCGUCGAGGUGGAUCAUAUCUCAGCAAAGAACUGCAGUCGCUAUUCUUCAACAACUCUUUGGUCAAACCAUAUCUUGGUCUGCAUUAUGCUGGCUGGAUCAGGCUGGAAUUCAAGUCAAACGAUUCUGACCAUGGCCAGAUUAGAGUCUACAUUCUCCCUGAUGAUUCUGCACGAGCGGUGGUUGAUCGAGAGUCAAUUGUCCUCCGCAGGGCCUUACAUACUUUGUUGACACAAUUGGAUAUUUCUCUCACAACUUGGAACGGCGACUGCUCGGCAUGGUUCCAUGUCGACCCGUCUCUUGACCGAAGCUCGAAAGAAGAACCUUCGCUGUUUGAGGUAUUCAAUACUUUGCCUUCCCCCAAGCCAAACCCAUCAAUCGUACCAGACGAAGACAUUCGCUAUACGAUGGAUAUGCUUCUGAAGAGUGAAGUUCCAGGACUCAAGACUACCAUGCACAAUUACCAGUGCCGAUCUGCAGCACUUAUGCUUCAACGAGAAUCUUUCCCAGGUCAGAUCAACGACCCGAGACUGAUACCUCAACUCGACCAGAACGGUGCAUCGUGGUACUGUGAUCUCGAUCGUGGAAUGUGUUUCCGAGAUCCGAAAACAUAUGAAGCAGUCAGAGGUGGCAUCCUCGCAGAAACCAUGGGUCUGGGCAAGACUUUGAUUUGCUUAGCAUUAAUUCUUGCCACACGACAAUUCUCAUCUCAAAUCCCACAGGAGUGUUCGAUAGGAUCCAUCCCGGUCAGAAAGACGACUGGUUCGUUGCUGGAAAUGGUUGCUGCACAAAUUGGACGAACAGGUAUCCCCUGGAAGGACGAAUUUAGUCAGCUCGAAGCUUCUGAAGGCUCCCACCUUGAGAAAUGUCGUGAUGCACUGGAGAAGGGGGCAGGUCACUACUUCUUACCUCCUCCAGAACCUCGCCGACUAUCGAGACACAUUGGCAAUGUUCCGGCUCGAAAGUUAUGGCUCUGCACUACUACCAUUGUGGUCUGCCCUCCGAACUUGGUUCAACAAUGGCGUUCAGAGAUCGAGAAGCAUACCACAGGCCUAAAGGUGCUGUAUCUCCGUGCUCCAUCAGAUCGACUCCCAACUGCCAGAGAGUUGACAGACUAUGACAUCAUUCUAUUCAGUAAGGUUCGCUUCGAAGCCGAAGGGAAAGAGAAUUUCGAUGGCUAUCAGUCUCCACUAAAAGACCUCCACUUCAAACGCCUAAUUGUGGAUGAAGGUCAUUCGUUUGGUAAUAGCAGUACGAAAACCAUGGCUGACAUUGCUGUUGAGUCUCUUCGGAUUUCAGCCCGCUGGAUCGUCUCCGGGACACCUACACAGGGACUGGGUGCUCUGGGUCGUACUGGCCGACUGCCUAGUGUCCGUGUGCCUUCCAACAACGACUCCAACGACGAAUACGACGACUUCAACGACCAAGGAACAAAUGGCUCCGAUUCUCCGUCCAAAACCUCCGAGCAACAGAGUGAGCUGUUCAAGCAAGAGCGGCGUGACUUGGAGAAGCUUGGCCAGAUUGCUACAUCCUUCCUUCAGGCUCGUCCGUGGGCUAAUUCUGUGUUCGGUAACGAUCAUGCAUCAUGGUCUCAGCUUGUUAUGCAGCCUCGCCAUGGCACUAAGAGUCGAGGCAACAUGCAUUCUUUGAAGGUAACCCUAAAGGGUUUGAUCGUCAAGCAUAAGCCCGAGGACAUAACUGAUGAUGUUACACUGCCACCCUUGAUCCAGAAAGUCGUAUAUCUAGAUGGCUCCAUUCAAAAUAAGCUCUCUUUGAAUACAUUUACCAUGAUGAUCAUUACCAACGCAGUCACUUCCGAACACAAGGAUGCUGAUUACUUCUUCCAUCCAAAGCAACGGAAACACUUGCUGCAAUUAGUUUCGAACUUGCGCCAAGCAAGCUUCUUUUGGUCGGGCUUUGAUCACGAGCAUGUUCAAAAUACGAUCAAGCAUGCAAAGGAUUUCUUAGAAGAAAGAAAGGUUCCCGUCACGGCAGAUGAUGAGGCACUUCUGCUUCAAGCAAUUGACAUGGGCGAAGUUAUCCUUAAAAAUCAUGUCUGGCAGGCGAUCAGCAAAGGGCAUGAGAUGCCCAUGUGCGUCGAGAAUAAUUUCUCGGACGAUGUCAGAUCUAUUUGGUCACUCACGAACAAUGCAAGCAAUCCUACACUCAUGGGUGCGACUAUGGUCCAUGAAGUUCAGAAGUUCGUUGACGCCCACAUAACUGAGGAGGACACUGUAGACGGAUUGUUCGAAGCUGGUGAAGAGGUCAUGAAAUCGGCGUCGAACGCACUACAUCCAGCUCCCAGGGCCUGGACCAAAACCCAAAAGGAGAAGAAGAAUUUGACAGCUACUAAGAAGUCCAAAGAAGAAGCACCUGAAUUGGCUGGCGGUGUCACGGUAGGAGUCGCUGGGAGUCCGAAGAAGAGAAUUCGUGCUGCUGCGGUAUCAAGUACCAAGACGGAUGCAGCAGUAACGAAACCGGUCCUAGCCAACGUUGAGGGCAGACUUAAGGCCAGCCAGUCUUCGGCAGAGGACCUCAACGAAGAAGAGGACAUGCCAAGCAACGACGGGACACUAUUUCAAACCUAUGCAUCUGCACUAAGAGACUUGACCGGAUCCGAGCAGACUGCAUUUGUGGACUUGACCGAAUCUAAGGAGAUGCCAAGUACUGACCCUCCGGUAUCCGCUCAAUUGGUAUCGACUGCAUCUGCAAAACUUUCCUACCUGAUGGAUAGGAUACUCCGCCACCAGUCGCAGGAAAAGAUCCUCGUCUUCUACGAAGCCGACAAUGUUGCAUUCUACAUUGCUCAAGCUCUAGAAUGCCUCGGUAUCAAACAUCUGAUCUAUGCUAAGACACUUUCAUCUGCACGUCGGGCUCAGUACGUAGUGACCUUUAACCAGUCAGAAAAGUUCCGUGUUCUUCUCAUGGACGUCUCUCAAGCAGCCUUUGGCUUGGACAUAAGCAGUGCUUCGAGGGUAUAUUUUGUCAACCCCGUGUUUUCCCCUCAGGUGGAGGCACAAGCAGUCAAACGAGCCCAUCGUAUUGGUCAAACAAAACCUGUAUACGUUGAGUCAUUGGUUCUGAAAGGCAGUAUUGAAGAGGUCAUCGUCAAACGUCGAGAAGCGAUGAAUAAUGAAGAGCACACCAAGUGCAAGAGCAUUCUGGAUGACCAGACGGUGUACGACUGGAUUCGCAAUGCUCGAUUCAGAUCCUUCCCUUCCAAUGAGAUAUCCGUCCAAGAUCAGAUGGCAAAACUUGCUGUCCCACAACAACUGUUUGGUAGAGGAUAUUCUGGCAAACUCUACCCCGAUACGGAUUUCAUUAUCGACGAUACGAGCUCGGAAAGAGCAGGAAACGAAGAUUCCAACCCUGGUUUCGAGAUCGUAUCCGCAAGUCCACUUCUCCGGCGCCCAACUCAAGGAGGCAAGAGAGAAGUGAUCGUGAUUUCUGAUGAUGACGAGGCCGAUAACGAUCAAAACGAUAAGGAUGGGCUCAGCCCUAAGCCGAGACGAAAGAGGGCAAAAACGACAAAUUCUGAACCUGAGUUCGUACCUCUAGAAGUGCCACAAGAAGCCGAGAGCUCGCGCAGCAACGCACAGUCGGAAGGUGGCGAUGACGAUGACGAUGACGAUUGGCUGGCACAUGCUGACUCUGACGAGGAGCUAGAUAUCUAAGAGGCUUGGACUAAUUGUAUUAUAUGAGGAGCAUUUGGCUCUAUGUAGAGUAGACAAACAGCGUGAACUUCACAGCAUGGACAUUACAGCGAGGACAUAGCAGCUAAUGCAGUCAAUC
Molecule: messenger RNA, 4300 nt
Organism: Mollisia scopiformis
Lineage: Eukaryota; Fungi; Ascomycota; Leotiomycetes; Helotiales; Mollisiaceae
Exons: 3
Coding region: 226-4182 (1318 amino acids)
Molecular function (GO): ATP binding; ATP-dependent chromatin remodeler activity
Source: RefSeq, a predicted model, not a curated record